Molecule: messenger RNA, 2254 nt
Organism: Chara braunii
Lineage: Eukaryota; Viridiplantae; Streptophyta; Charophyceae; Charales; Characeae
Source: the annotation of a GenBank genome assembly
GUCUACGUGGUGAGGUUUGGAACCUCUAACCUGGUUGUACACCUAUCACCAUGGUUGGGACCCGCAUUGGGAAGGAGACUAAUUUCUACACCCCUGAGCAGCAAGCGAAGAUGGCCGCCAUAGUGAAAGAGAAUAGGGAGAGGAAAGAGCGUGAGAAGCAGGCGAAGCUAAAGGCUAUCGCAGACGAGCGGGCGACGAAAAUGAAGGAAGUGGAGGAGGAGAUGAAGAAGAACGAGAAGGCUGCUGAAGAAGAAGCGGCAGCAGAAGAACAAAAGGAGAGAAUGGGGAUUGAGAGUGGAGAAGGGAGUAGUGGUGGCACGAUGACAAGGGAAACAGAUACAGGGCUAGAGAAGAAGAUCAGCGAGUGGGUUGCUAAUUUAUGGUUGGGUGAAGAGGAAGAGGCGGAGUCCUACGCGACUGAGGAUGAGAGGGCUGCGCUAGCCAGUGAGCUCGCAACAAUGACAGAUCCUAUGGAAAGGCGAGAAAGGGAGGAGCAGAAAUUGGCAUGGAAGUUGAGGAAGAAGCGAGAGAAGAAAAGGAGGAGAGAGGAAGUGAGUAGAAUGGCUGCAGAGGUGGCGAAGGUGCAAGCAUGUAGGCAAGAGAUGAUGGCCCAGCCGACUGAUAAGGCCAAGUGGGACAAAGUACUGGGGUACCUGGAAGUGUUGAGCAAGGCCUGGAUUGAAGAGCGCCAGGCUAGCUGGAGUCAAGAUGUAGCCUUGAGUGCCAUGCGGUUAGGGUUUAGAGACUAUGCGCGCGAGAUCGUCAUCCACAUUGGGGGCGAAGUCAAGCAAUUGAGAGAGAAUGUAGGGAAGUUUUGUGAGGGCGCCAUUCAGGGUGCCAAAGCUGUAGCCGCUAUAGAGGGAGAGGCCAGGCCCCGUAAGGACUCUGUGAAACUUGAGUUCCGAGAUGCCUACGGGGGAAAGAAGGAAGAAAAUUUUGACAACUGGGAAGCCAGUGUCAAUAUAGUUUACUUAGAUGAUAUCCUAGUUUUUAGCAAGACCCUCCAGGAGCACCAGGGUCAUUUGAGGCAGGUCUUGGAGAAGCUUAGAGAGGCUAACUUCAAGAUCAACGCGAAGAAGUGCGAGUGGGCCAAGACGCAAGUCUUGUACUUGGGCCGCGUGUUGGACGGAGAUGGCAUUAAGCCAGAGGACAGCAAGAUCGCGGCGAUUAGAGACUGGCCGACACCCCGCACAUUAACAGAGUUGCGGUCGUUCCUAGGCUUAGCUAACUACUAUAGGAAGUUCGUGAGGAACUUCUCCACUAUCGCCGCCCCCUUGCGCAGAUUGCUAAAGAAAGAGGCAAUCUGGCAAUGGGAUAAAUAUUGUACGUCUGCGCUCAAGAAGUUAAAGCGCGCGUUAAUAGAAUAUCCUGGCCUCAAAGUAGCAGAUCCGUCCUUGCCAUUUGUCGUUACCACGGACGCAAGUCAGUAUGGGAUAGGCGCCGAAGAACAAUAUGAGUUUAGUCGAAGUCAGGAUAUGGCCGUGCGCUCGAUGCGGAUGGGAUUUCGGGACUUCGCUCGCAAACUGGUAGGCGCUGUAGGAGCCGAGGUGAACCAUCGCCUCGAGAAGACUGAACGAUUUUGCGUCGGCGCCAUUGAAGGCGUCAAGGCGACGGCUCCCAAGGAGGAAGAGGCACGUCCUCGCAGGGAGCCAGUCGAAGUCAAGUUCCCUGAUUCCUACAGUGGAAAAAGGGAAGAAAACUUUGACAAUUGGGAGGCCAAUGUCAAGACCUAUGUGCAUUUGCAACAGGUCUCCCCCGAUCAGCACGUGUUGAUAGCCAUUCAUGCGCUUAAAGAUGAGGCUGCCAGUUUUGCGAGAUCCCUAGUCCGCUCUGCCAACUGCAACGAUGAUGCAGUUGCUUACUCGUUGUUCACCUCCCUCAUAGGUUUCAUGAAGUUGCUGCGCGAGCGAUGUGUUGAUGUCGCCCGCAGUGUCAAAGCCUCUGAUAGGCUUCAAACUAUCCAUUCUCGCCAAUGGAAGAGUGCCAGGGCACUGAAGGGAGUUAUGGAUGGAUGGGUGGCUGUUCCUGACCACGGGGUCACAGCGGCCCAGUUGGUCAACCUCUUUUACAAGGCCACGCCCGAAUCCCUGCGAGGCCACUUCUUUGCGAAGAGUCAGGAUCCUGCUAUGACAUACACUCAGCAGGGAAGUGGUGGCCUUUGAGGCAAAGUCUGUGUCAGUUUCCACUUUCUGGCACAAAGACCUGGACAAAGGAAAGAAGUGGAAGGGUCUGACUAUCUCAGGGCAAGUUAAGA